CCCUAGUUUACUGUUAUAAACAAUCUGCACUUCCGUUACUCUCUAAUGUCAAUUAAACUUUUCGUCAACGAUAGCCUCAACCUGUCACAUCUGAGUCGGUAGACGAGAAGCUGGAAAGUCGAUGGGCAACAGUUGGCUGUUAUUCGACCAGUUAUAGUACGUUGUUGUGGAGGACUAUGCCGAAUAUUCAAUAAUGAUAAUACUGACAGCCUUCGAAGAGAGUAUAAGGCUUAUAACGUAUACAUGGUGCACCGCGCCGGGCAACCACUCGAUUAAGACGACCAGAUGCUGGGGUGUACGUGUAGGAGACGUUCCAUGAAAACAUGGAUCUUAGGUUUUCUUUUCCUCGGCAUGUUGGGACUACUAUUCAACUAUAUAAACGUAGAACGACUUCACGAAAACAUAGCAUUUGGCAAGCUGGCCUCUGCGCCAUUUUUCUUGGGCGACAAACCCGGACAGCAUCUUGCUGCGUCAAUGGAAUCGGUUUAUAAGGAAGGAGUGACGGGCAACUUUGAACCUCCGGCGGAGGCGGUUGGCACAGGACCUGGUGAGGGCGGACGACCUGUGAAGGUUGAGAGAUCGGACUACUCGUCAAUGCGUGAUUAUGGCUGUGAUAUGUCAGUGAGUGACAGGAUAUCCCUGAAUCGCACGAUUCUUGACACCAGACCCAAGCAAUGCGUGUUCUGGCACUACCCGACCAAUCUGCCCAGUGCCUCUGUGGUGAUCGUUUUCUACAACGAAGGCAACACGACCCUCCUGAGGACUGUCCACAGCGUCAUUAACAGAUCCCCGUCCUCGCUCCUGAAGGAGGUGGUCCUUGUGGACGAUGCAAGCACAAUGGGUCAUCUUCAAAAACCACUAGAAUCCUACAUCCAGCGUUUCAACGGGUUGGUCAAAUUGUACCGAAACGAAGAAAGGCUGGGGCUCAUAGGUGCCCGGAUGAGGGGAGCAAGGGAGGCAACUGGAGAUGUCUUUAUAGUGCUUGAUUCUCACUGUGAAUGUAACGUGAACUGGUUACCGCCCUUGCUUCACAGGAUUGCACUUAACAGAUCGACGUUGGUACAACCGACCGUUGACGUCAUCAGCUACAAAGACUUCUCCUACAACAAUAUAUUCACCAAGAUGGUGAAGGGCGUGUUCGACUGGGGCCUUCUGUAUAAAGAGAUGUAUGCGUCUGAUAAGGAGCAAGCGGCCACAUGGAAACACAACUCAGAACCUUAUGGUACACCAACACACGCCGGUGGGCUGUUUGCUGUCGAUCGCAAACACUUCUUUGAUAUCGGAGGUUACGAUGACAACUUACUGGUGUGGGGAGGAGAAAACUUCCAGCUGUCUUUCAAGCAAUGGAUGUGUGGGGGUAGCAUGGAGAUGGUGCCCUGUUCGAGGGUAGGACACGUCUACCAUUCUACAAUGCCGUAUUCGCUCAAUAUUAAUAAAAAGAAGCCCAUCAAAAUGUCUAUUAUAAAACACAAUUAUCUACGUGUUGUGGAGGGGUGGAUGGAUGAGUACAAGGAAUAUUUCUACAUUCGUGAACCAAACGUACGACAACACGCACACGAGGUGAAUGUCACAGACCAGUUGGAACUCAGGAAGAGGCUGGGAUGUAGGAGCUUCAAAUGGUACUUGGACAAUGUAGCCUAUGGCAUUCUGGAAUAUUUUCCACUACCCCCACCAAACAAAGCGUGGGGAAAUAUCCAUGAGCGACAUGGAAGCCAGUGCCUAGCGAAAGGAUCCAGUUUAAUAAUCGGUUACUGUGGUGGCGGGGUGUUCAGAUACAAUACUGCAGGACAGAUAUCCACGGGGGAAUUCUGCCUGGUUUUCACAAAGCAAACAAAAGUAUUAACGUUUCCCAAAUGUCCUGAUGGAAGCAGUCAUCCUUGGGACUGGAAUCAGGAAACAGGCUUAAUCCGUCACCCGGAGUUAAAUCAGUGCCUCACCAGUGCACCCGCAGUAUUUCUUUCAGACUGUGACAAUAACAAUCCCAAACAACAGUGGGAUAUGAAGGCGACGUGAUUGGAUGAACAAUAUGGCUCUUUCCACCAAGAACAUCUCUGUGAUAUUGCAUUGGGGGUGAUGUCGUAUUUGAGACCCCGCGAAUAUGUCCGCUAUAGGGGCCUCAACAAGGCCUCAGCAAUUCAUGAUUGACAACGAGGACACAAUUUAUGGAUAACACACACUUCCGUUGUCAAGCAAAGACUGAAACGUCACUAAAAUAGCAUAUUACAGAAGUUAAUUCCAUAAAUUGUGUCUACGUUGUCACCAGUCAACUCGUAAGAAAUGCCUAUCAAAGAAUUUCAAUCAAUUUUAAUAGACCUUAACACUGAGAUUGCCGCAACGCUUUGUAAAACGGGCCCCGAGGGAUGAUAAUUUGUCCUCGUACCCAAAAGGCAUGGAACGUUGCUCGUACUAUCAACCACCGCCUUUCCUGACCCUUACUCGUUUGCUUGCGAACAUCGUUACAGAUCUAGAGAUUGAAUAUUAAUGACUGCGGCAAAGAAAAUCAUUAUCGAAACAAUCUUUAUUUAAGCUGGGUUUUUUUUUCUUUUUAAUUUCGAUGACUCCAACACGAUUAAUGAUCAUUCUGAUAUUGACAAGAGGGAAGAAGAUAUACUGGAACGUUUGAGAUGAAACUUGAUUAGCAGGGAAAUACACUGCCUCUUAAAAGAGAGUACACUCCCAUGGUUUAUGGUGGCUAACAACGCAAGAAAUGCUUAUUCGGUGGUGCUGUGUUUGAUACGAGUAUCAUGAUUGUGUUUGGGACGUGUAUCAUGAUUGUGUUUGGGACGUGUAUCAUGAUUGUGUUUGGGACGGGUAUCAUGAUUGUGUUUGGGACGGGUAUCAUGAUUGUGUUUGGGAUGGGUAUCAUGAUUACGUUUGCAGUACUAGUGUUUCGGCGCCUAGAGACGUUUUGAUAACGUUUGUCUUUUUUCGGAAAUAAUAUUGUGAAGUGGAUUUGUAAAUCUUGAAAAAGGAUCUUUAAGUAACUCUAAAUUUUUAAAGCUUUGAAAUAACCUCUUUGCAAGUCGGAAGUAAAGACUGUAAUGUUGAUUAAUAAAAACAAAACAUAUUGCUUCUUGACACACAAUACAGAUGUCUGGGACGAUACUGAGUAGAGUCUUUGUAAAGACUGUGUACAUUUUUAAAGUAAAUGCAUAUGUAUUCUUUA
Messenger RNA from Haliotis rufescens (red abalone), 3166 nucleotides. RefSeq names its product N-acetylgalactosaminyltransferase 7-like. The coding region runs from base 286 to 2013 and encodes 575 amino acids. Gene Ontology annotation, cellular component: Golgi apparatus. The transcript has 13 exons. The record is from RefSeq and is a predicted model, not a curated record. NCBI's taxonomy places the organism in Eukaryota, Metazoa, Mollusca, Gastropoda, Lepetellida, Haliotidae.